Messenger RNA from Talaromyces stipitatus ATCC 10500, 5160 nucleotides. Its product is annotated as WD domain, G-beta repeat protein. Gene Ontology annotation, cellular component: nucleus. Gene Ontology annotation, molecular function: transcription factor binding. Gene Ontology annotation, biological process: positive regulation of transcription by RNA polymerase II. The record is from RefSeq and is a predicted model, not a curated record. Bases 1 to 4668 code for a protein of 1555 amino acids. The transcript is spliced from 5 exons. Lineage: Eukaryota; Fungi; Ascomycota; Eurotiomycetes; Eurotiales; Trichocomaceae.
AUGUCGGACCUGUCGUCGUGGCAUCGACCUGUGGGUUCCACUACACAGUCGACAGCACCCGCCACACCGUUGGACCCAGCUUGGGAUUCUGAAUUCCAGCCCUGUGCUUCAACAGCAUCAUUGUUUCUCUUUUCACAAGGCUCGGUCAUUCUUUGCCUGCACCAUGACACUUUAGCGAUUGAACGUCGAUUUACACUCCAUGAAGAGAGGAUCGCAUUUAUAUGUGUCGACAAUGUUAGUGAAAGGGGUGCCGGCCGACUGGUGGUCAGCUACGACUUUGCUCAAACAGCUAUCGUAUGGGAUCUCUUCACUGGAAGUGAAAUAUCGCGGUUUGCUUCAUACGAGCCUCUUCGAGUAGCAGCCUGGAUGCGGAAUGGGAAUGUGGCUUUUGGCAAUGGCAAGGGUGAUGUUAUACUGUUUGAACCUUCCACUUCCGAACACCUGUCAGCUCGCACGAUUUUUGACCCUAUAACCUCCCUGGCCCCAUCCGCAGACUGUCGGACAUAUGCAAUUGGAUAUCAAAAUGGCUCGAUUCUUAUAGCAACGCUGCACCCCGCAUUCACGAUCCUCCAUACUCUUUCUACAAGCCGCGGUCCGUCUCCAAUAGUAUGUCUCGCCUGGCAUGCAUCGUCGUCGAAACAAAAAUCGGAUAUGCUCGCUACACAAACCUUGGAUGGCGAUCUUCGAGUAUGGAGUGUGGCAAAGGCACCAUUGAACGAAUCUCCUCGAGUUAUCCGUGCAUUAAAACGUACAGAACCUUACUCGACGGGCCCGAAGUGGAUUGCUUGGUCCAAGAAUGGUAGAAUCGUACAAUAUUCAGACAGGGAAACUUGGGUAUGGGAUGUCAGAACCAAACAUGUCACGUAUGUAACUAUCCCCACGAUCGAGGAUGUACUUGGUAUGGCCAAUUACGGCCCAACUGCGACUCUCUUUACUCUUGGUCCCAACAAUACCGUCCAGCAAUAUGAUUUGGAAAAUCCAGCCAUGGUCAAGAAUGUUAGGCAUCUUCCGAUGGAUCAGAUAGCUCUUGUGGAAGAGUCAAAAGUGAGACCGAUGUCGCCAAGUUACUUUUCAAGGAGCGGGACUCGAAGUGCCCAGGGGUUCCGAGGGCCUGAAGUGUCAAUCCAAGAGCUUGCUAGUCAGCAGCGAGCAGCCACCGCCAGUCCGAUGUCAGCUAGGAGCCGUACUAACUCAAUCAGCUCCCAUGCUUCAUCUGGACGUGUCCGGCCUUUCUCUCCUGUCAACAAAUCAACCUAUAGUGGGACGACCUUUUCCAUGACCUCGCCUCUGGGCCGUCUGCCUUCCCAAUCAGGUACCUCGAUUGCAUACGGUUCUACUGCAUCAGUCUCUUCUGUCCGCUCCCGGGGUGGCUCACGACUUCGCAACGAAAUUACCCAGAGUCCUGUCGACAAACCUUUGGUCGAUCUCUUCCCAUUUACGAGAGAGCGAGUCAAUGAAGUCUCGUAUAUGCAACAGUUGCCGCCGCUUGAUGAAUCUCGCCUAACACCUGAAGCACUGCGACAACAGAUGCUUCGUGUUGUUUUUGGAUGGGAGGGAGAUAUUGAAGGCUUAAUUCGGGACGAGUUGAGUCGACAUCCCCCGGCCAGUCAAAAUGCGAUAUUCCUUUCACGUUGGUUGGGCGAAAACGAUCCAAUGCAAAUGAUGGCUAUGCUUAGUUCAGGGCCCGUGAAUUCUUCUGCGUGGAUGUUCCUAGCUCUCAGUCAAAUGGGUGGUGAAGAGCAAGCCAACAAGGUCGGCCAAAGUUUCGUUCAGAGGUUACUGGAGAUUGGCGAUAUUCAUGCUUCUGCCACAAUUCUCCUUGCUCUUGGGGACCGUAAUGACGCGAUUGAGGUCUAUGUGUCGCGCAACUACUACAUGGAAGCCAUUCUCAUGACCUGCCUCCUCCUACCAAAUGAUUGGCAGCGACAGUCAUACCUUGUUCGUCGAUGGGGCGAGCAUGUGGUAUCGAAUGCUCAACAGCAACUGGCAAUUCGAUGCUUCAUGUGUACAGGAGCAGAACCCUCAGAGCCAUGGAUGUCCCCUACAGCGCCUAACGCACCGUAUCGCGAGCUUCAUGUUGCCUCUCCCGUCUCCGAACCACCGCCAAAACCGGUUGAUCAAAUGCUGAAGCCUGAAUCUGCCAAUCGAAUGACCGUGAAGAAUUCAGCACUCAAACUUAUUACUUCUUUCGGGCCCCAGGGUAAUCAGGCCUUCAAAUUCCCCGGCCUCAAGUCAGAUGAUCGCACUCCAACCAACGCACCUGGUAUCACGCCCAUUGCUGAAUCGGCCGUAGGAGAGUCUGCGCUUUCGCCAGGAGGCCUCGGAUCGUACAGACUCAACAAUGCGCGCAGUCUCAAUAACGCAUUAUCUAGAGUUGGAACACCUAGUCAUGCGCACCGACAUCGAUUACCUUCAAUAGGUGAAACUCCUGUGGACGUGCAUCCUCCCAACUUCCCUCCAAGGUCUCUUCCCACGCCAGUCGAUUCAAGUUCCGAGAAAGGGAAGCGCAACAUAUCUCAAUCUGAUCCCAACGAAUCUAGCGACAAUAACGACGCACCCAUACUGUUAUUAUCUUCGGCGCGCUACGAACCAGCAAAGGACAGUCAUGGCCCGAGUCCGCAAACAGCCGUGCAGACAGGAGCAAACAAGUUCGAAAAUAUUAAGGGUCUUCCAUCUCCUGCUGCAGGUGUUUUCGAGACGCUCAAGGGUCAAGCUGCGGCCAGAAACGGUUCUCGCGACCGCAAGCCAGAAGGCCUCCAUAUUCAAUGGCCACCAGUCGAUACAUCUGAGUCCGAGGCUGGGCCAUACACAGGCGGGACCGGUGGUGGAACUCCAAGUUCAGUGUUCCAGAGCUUACGGUCCACCAAGAGUCCCAGUGUCAGCAGCCGCAGUAUUGAUCAGUAUAUCAGCAGCCUAGACGAGGCUAACUACUAUGCCAAUGUCCAUCGUCCUCAUACAAAGACUCGACGACAUGAAGCAGGCAGUGAGCACGGCAAGAAGAGUUCUAGGAAUGGUUCUGUAGACUCUCGUGGACGGGCAACCAACCGGUACAUUGCCCCUGCCAAGCGUUCACCAUCUUCCCCUGUUCCAAUGUCUCCAGAAGAGUUUGCAAAAUAUAAUGCUAGUGUGGAAAGCCUCAGCGCAGAGAUCACAAAGCGUCGUAGUAGGAGUCAUACAAAGGGCAGCUCUCGUGUUCGCGCCUCAUCCAAGGCCGACCGCCAUCAACGAUCGACAUCUAGAGGUAUUGAGCGGAAGCACAAGGUAAAGAGUCGCAAUAGCAGCCGUCGCAGUCGAGGACGCAGUGGUGAUAGGAGUAAGUCAGGUGUGAGGUCACCAACAUCGCCAUUACCAAUGUCACCUGCAGAGGAUAUGAGAGGAUUUGAAGAUAGCCUUCGCUUUGUUACUAGUGAUCGUGAACGACUGCAUCGGUCCCGACAGCGAAGUUCCAGUCGCCGACGUGGUACCAGCAGCGUGAGACGCGACACCUCCCCAGACAAACGGCGUCCCAGAGCUCGAUCAAGCAGUCGUCAGGCUCGUGAACCCAAUCAGUCGGUAGAAACUCCUUCCGAGGUUAUUUUAUCAAACGAAUCGUUCGUUGAAGAGUCUUCGCGACCAGAAUUCUCUAGUACUUCCAACAUGGUUUUGAGUGCGCACGAGCGGGCAAAGAGGGAACUGGCAGCAGCAGAACUCGAGGCUCGCCGACUCUCACUAGCUCGUCGCCCUUCUGCUCCUAAGAUUCCACAUCCUGGUGACUUUCAGACGGCUGCAAUGAUGUCUGCUGUUGGUGGGAAUUUGCCGGAAAGCCCUCCUUCGUCAGGCGGUUCUUUCAACAAACGGAUUCGGUCUAAAAGCAACGCCAGCAAGAGGUCACCAACUUUUGCGAAUGGGUCUGAUUCUGGUUCAUCUACUCGUGGGCGUUCAGGUACCGUCGGCUUACCAGCCACACCAAAGGCAAUGCGACGACCUAAAUAUAGUGAUGGAUACGUUGAUGGCGAGGCACCAGCCAUGCCAGAGAUACCUCUAACGCUUCCGAGCACGGUCUAUCAAGAUGAAGCUGCUAAGAUCAGCCGGUCCAUGUCCGUUCCAGUGGUGGAGUUUCACCAAACACCCGUUCCCGCCGACCUUCCACAUCAUCCAAGGUUUAUACCCAGCAUGCCGCGGAGCAGAUCAACUAGCAGGACUCGAGGACCAGGGCCUCGGGGCCAUCGACGUGAGAACUCUUCAGAGCUUGGACAGUCAACUUUUGGAUCCCCUCCGUCAGUUUCUGUGAGCAUUGAACCUGAUAUUAUCGUGGACAAUACGAAAAUCGUUCCACCAAUACUUCCAGAACUACAGCAUUUGACGACGCCUCCCCCACCACCACCUGCUCCUAACGCCGGAACGAGAGGUAGAGAUAUUGAGUCCAGCCAGAUCAUGACCGAUAAUUCUCGCGCCGGGUAUGAACUUGCAAGGCCAAUGACGACCGGUGCCGAUGCACAGUCCAUGCGCAGAAUGUCAGUUGACCAUCGACGAGGUCGCAGCAUUAAUGAGACUUUUGCGAGCAAAUUCAGAAACUUUACAGGUCGAAUGCGCAGUACCAGUCGUGGUCCUGGUGUACAGUCUCCACCGACAGAAUCAUUUGAUAAGAAUGCUUCUCCGUACGAGAGUGUUACAAUAGCAAAAGACUGAUCUCGUUUUUUCACUCCUUUUUUUUUGUCAUGUUUCGUUGCUCUGUCUUUUUUCUUCUAUUCUAUACUAACUAAUUGUACGCGCACGAAGUUACGAAUCUCUUUAUACUUUGAAUAUCCUAUUUGAUUAUCCGUGCUGUACGAUUAUUCCCAGCUUACUUUAUGCAUCUUUUUACCUUGUUUCGUUCAAUUUGUUUCCACAAGGUACUUUGUAUCUUCUUUUCUCUCUUGCCCCUAAUCUACAACUAUAAAUAUCCAGGAGACUUCUCGUUGUUUCCUUUCGCCUUGCUCAUUCCGCUUGUUUGUUGUUUGCCCUUUUUUUCCCUUCUUUUUUAAUCUCUCUCUCUCUCUCCUCUUUUCAAGAAUUGGUUUUCUUGAGAAAAGAACGUUUAUAGUGUAGCCCGCGAGGGCGAUUACAAUGGGGAGCGUAAUGACUUGGUCCUAGCUAUAUAUACAAUUAUACAUGUGGUUAGUUCCGACUUUGACUUGGUAG